Messenger RNA from Daldinia decipiens, 1535 nucleotides. Its product is annotated as isoprenoid synthase domain-containing protein. The transcript has a single exon. Gene Ontology annotation, biological process: isoprenoid biosynthetic process. The record is from RefSeq and is a predicted model, not a curated record. Bases 226 to 1401 code for a protein of 391 amino acids. Gene Ontology annotation, molecular function: prenyltransferase activity. Lineage: Eukaryota; Fungi; Ascomycota; Sordariomycetes; Xylariales; Hypoxylaceae.
UACCCAACCUAUACCCAACCUAAUUGGUUUGAUUUGCGCCGCGUUCUACUCGGCACGUCCCCUUAAAUCCCCCGUUAGCCCCGUCCACUUAUAGUUUGCGCCGGCGAAGAGCUAGCCAACUAUAAAUCCAGCUUGUCCUUUACACAUCUGCUUCACCAUUAGGAAACUUAAUCAACAUAUAGGAACUUUCUCUUCUAAGAAGAGGGGAACCUCUACCUUGAAACCAUGGUUCCUAACGCCAAUAGUAACAGCCCUGUAUCUAGCAGCUCUGCGUCACUGCAAUCGCCCAAUGCCAUCCCUCCUAGGACUUCCUCUACGGGAUACAUUACUCCCCUCCCGCCCGUCAAAUCUGUUCUACGCCCCGUUCCAGAAUCAGACUGGUUAGGUCAGAAUAACAACCGUCAUCAAAGAGGCUUCUCCAGUUUUGCUGUUCCUAUCACAGGCAUGCAUGCUACUGGCCCUCAAGACCCUGCGCGCUAUGAGACGGAGGACUUGAACUACACUUCGCGGAAAACGUGGACAGAGCAGAAGGAAAAGGUACUAAUGGGUCCCUUCGACUACCUGUUCGCCCAUCCCGGGAAAGACUUCCGUACCCUCAUGGUCAAUUCCUUCAAUGCGUUGCUAGAGGUGCCCCAAGAAAGUCUCGAUGUCAUUACUAAAGUUGUUGGUAUGCUGCAUACCGCAUCUCUACUUGUCGAUGAUGUCGAGGACAGUUCGCUAUUGCGGAGGGGUCUUCCUGUUGCCCACAGCAUCUUCGGCACGGCGCAAACCAUAAACUCGGCCAAUUACGUCUACUUCUGCGCUUUGCAAGAACUACAGAAACUAAAGAACCCGAAGGCAGUUAGUGUGUUUACGGAAGAGCUACUUAACCUUCACCGCGGUCAAGGGUUAGAUCUCUUCUGGCGUGACACACUCACCUGCCCUACCGAGGAAGAGUAUCUCGAGAUGGUCGGAAACAAAACCGGAGGGCUCUUCCGUUUGGCUAUCAAGCUUAUGCAGGCCGAAUCAGCUAUCCUCAUCGACUGUGUUCCCCUAGUCAAUCUGCUCGGCAUUCUCUUUCAGAUCCAAGAUGACUACAGGAACUUGUCGAGCCCCGAGUACGGGCAGAACAAGGGGCUUUGUGAAGAUCUGACUGAGGGCAAGUUCUCGUUUCUGAUCAUCCAUAGCAUACGCACAAACCCGUCAAACCUCCAGCUCCUCAACAUCCUUAAGCAGAGGACAACAGACGAAGAGGUGAAGCGGUAUGCCGUGAAGUAUAUGGAGAGCACGGGAAGCUUCGAGUACACUCAAAAAGUAAUAGCAAUCCUAGUUGAGAGGGCGAGAAAGAUGACAGACGAGCUUGACGACGGUAGGGGGAAGAACAUGGGUAUGCAUAAGAUCCUGGAUAAGCUGGUAAUAUGAACGGGCGGUACGACUUGACGAGAAGAUGAAAAGACGAAUUGUCUAUUGGAAUUUUGGUGGGGGCUGUAUAGAGGAUCUAUAAUUCAUACUCUCCUAUUGGGGUGGGGAGGUUUGCGGGAGCGAGCUCGGUGCGG